AUGGCUGCAGAGGUUGAGUACCGGUGCUUUGUUGGCGGCCUCGCUUGGGCCACCACUGACCAAGCCCUCCAAGAAGCUUUUAGCCAGUAUGGUGAAAUUAUCGAUUCGAAGAUUAUCAAUGACCGUGAAACUGGAAGAUCUCGUGGUUUUGGAUUUGUGACUUUCAACAAUGAGAAGUCAAUGAGAGACGCGAUUGAUGGAAUGAACGGACAGGACCUUGAUGGCCGUAACAUUACUGUGAAUGAAGCUCAAUCUCGUGGAAGCGGUGGUGGUGGUGGUGGUUUCAGCCGCGGCGGCGGCGGUUAUGGAGGAGGUGCACGCCGCGAAGGAGGCGGUGGAUACAGCCGUGGUGGAGGUGGCUAUGGUGGAGGCGGUGGCGGAUAUGGUGGUGGAGGCUAUGGCGGUGGACGUGAACGUGGGUAUGGUGAUGGUGGAUCUAGGUACUCUUCCAGAGGUGGAUCUGAGGGGGUAGCUGGAGAAGUUAGGUUGAUUUAG
This is a messenger RNA of Dovyalis caffra, 495 nucleotides long. NCBI's taxonomy places the organism in Eukaryota, Viridiplantae, Streptophyta, Magnoliopsida, Malpighiales, Salicaceae. The record is from the annotation of a GenBank genome assembly.